UGUGUUUACUUUCCCAUGGACGCGGCCAUGUUUCCGUGACGUCACUCGGUCGCCAUGUGUAGACGGGAAAACAGCAGAACUUAUGUUGUGUCAGAGGUGCAGAAACCUAAAGCAGCCUGAAAGUCACUGAUUGAACCGCUGCUCCUCUCAAAUGCGUCGAUGGAAAGUUGCCCUGCAGCAGCACAUGCGAGCACAUGCACGCUCUGUGACUUGCGCACUGGCUGUGUGUGUGCUGACAUUCGGCGUGAUCCUGCCCCUGUGCUGCCAUCGCUGCUUGUACUCUUACUACUUCUUGAAGUCGUUGUAUCUGGACCAGUUGAGUGAUGAGGCUCUGCAGAGGAGCUACGAGCGGGGCCAGGCGGCACUGCAAUACUGGAAAAAUGUGUCGCAUGCGAGACCUGCGGAGAAAAUCAUUCCUGAGCAUCCUGAGCUGUUAGUGACUGUGGUGACAGCACAGAGGACCAUGGGGCAAGAGUAUCACUACCUGCUGCAGGUGAUGCAGAAACUGAAAAUUCUCAGACAAGGGUGCGGGGAAGCUCCUUGUGCCGAGGUCCUAGUAUGCAACGUGGAAAGCGGCUUCCUUGAGCAUGAGGAUGCAGCUCUCGUGGAGAAACAGUUUCUCAUGGUGAAGCAACCGAAAGGCACCAACAAGGAUGUAAACAUCUUCGAAAAGGAGAAAAGAGAUUAUGUGUUUUGCCUUCGGAAAAGCAUGGAGAUGUUUAAACCAAGGAAUUUAUUGAUGCUGGAAGAUGAUGCACUGCCCAGGAGUGACUUCUUUGCCAUAAUACGCAAUUUGCUGAGUCGCAGAUUCAUUUCAAACUCACUCUAUGUCAAGUUAUAUCAUCCAGAAAGGUUACAGCGUUACUGGAAUCCAGAGCCAUACCGUAUUCUAGAGUGGGUGGGGUUAGGAAUAGUGGUGGCAUCAACAAUUCUUUUCUUCUUGGCUUUCUUCACACAUUUCUCGCAGCCUUUUUCUGUGCCUUUUUUCUUCAUUCUGGUUGUUUAUUUCAUGGUGGGUGCAGAGCUUAUAGGAAGACACUACCUCUUAGAACUCAGGCGUAUGUCACCUCAGCUGUACGCUGUGUCUCCAGCUACCGAAUGCUGCACUCCUGCCAUGCUGUUCCCAGGAAACACGUCCUCUCGUGUUGCUGCUCUGCUGGAUGCCACCACGUGUGUAAAGGGAAAUGCCAAAGAUAUAGUGCUGUACCGCCAAGCCAGCCACGCUCACAGCCUUGAACCAAAUGCUGUGCAGCACAUUGGCACGUUUUCUUCCAUUAGACUCAAUCCAUCACAUCCCAGACUUCUCUGAACAAUCAUAAACACAAUCAAAACAGAACAUGGCAAGCUUUAAAUAGCAUAAUCAAUGAACUUCAGAUAUUAAAUAUCUUUAGCUAGUUAAUUACUAUUGUUAAACGCCUUAAUGAUGAUACUACUACUAAUAAAAUAAUAAUUAUAAUGAUAAUAAUAAA
Trichomycterus rosablanca is the source of this 1469-nucleotide messenger RNA. It is a transcript of the gene pgap4, whose product is annotated as post-GPI attachment to proteins GalNAc transferase 4. NCBI's taxonomy places the organism in Eukaryota, Metazoa, Chordata, Actinopteri, Siluriformes, Trichomycteridae. The record is from RefSeq and is a predicted model, not a curated record. Gene Ontology annotation, cellular component: Golgi membrane. Gene Ontology annotation, biological process: GPI anchor biosynthetic process. Gene Ontology annotation, molecular function: glycosyltransferase activity. The transcript is spliced from 2 exons. The coding region runs from base 152 to 1309 and encodes 385 amino acids.